UCCGUGACGGUGGUCAGUGCCGGCGUGAUGGUGGCUCGACUGUUGACUUUCUUGUGUGUGCUGGUGGCAGUCACAGGGAUCACAGAUGAGCAAUACUACUCCAUGCCAAGGCUCUUCGAGCUGGACGACUACGAUGAGUGUCUGGUCUCACGAGGAGCAUUCUGUCUCGGCUCCUUUCACCUCUCCUCGCAAAAGUACAGCCGUCUCCUGAACAUGAUACAGACCGUUUCUGAAGACAAGCAUAAGUUCAACCACUCUAUCAUUCACCGAGGGUACUGCGUGACCUCGACGUGCGCUCACAUAUCUGGUGAAUUCCUCCCCGAGAUUUUUGAAGAAUGCGUCCACAACCUCACAAAAACGAAAUACAAGUUAGACGCAAAAAUCCUCAACUUGGAUUACUGCAAGAUCAGCACCAGUCCCCAUAGAGUGCCAUUGGAUGUAUAUGAUCUCAUAUUUGCGUGUGUCGCUGGCCUAAUAUUAAUGGCCAAUGUGGUUGGGACAGCAUAUGAACUAUUUCAUAACGCGGAUAAUAAACCAAAUCGUUUCCUCGUCGCCUGGUCCCUGAUAAGUAGCUGGAGGCGGCUGACAGCUUGCUAUGACAAGAAGGACUCCCGGUUUGACGCCCUCAUGCCAGUGCACGGAAUGAGAGCGAUCACUCUAAUUUUAGUGAUUCUAGCGCACUCGGUUAUAGCUCACCAUAUGACGUAUAUACACAACCCUCAGUUCCUGGAAAAGAGCAAUGCGCAUCCUCUAUCAACGCUACUCAACAACGGGACCACUAUCGUCCAGACCUUCAUAAUCCUGUCGUCUUUCUUGCUGGCUUAUAAUGUCAUGUUCUCGCUGGAUACUGAUCCCAAGAAGAAACUGAACCUCCGCAUGUGGUGGCAGAUGAUACUCCACAGGAUCGUGAGGAUAAUGCCAUUGAACAUGUUCGUCGUUGGCCUGUGUGCGACAUGGUGGCGCUUCUCGAGCGACGGUCCGUUGUGGACCUCAUUGAUAGAGGCGGAGAGCGCACGCUGCCGGCGCAAGUGGUGGACGCAUGUACUCUUCAUCAACAACCUCGUCAGCCCUGACGAUAGGUGCCUAGUACAGACUUGGUUCCUAGCAGCUGACAUGCAGCUCUACAUAGUAACCUCUCUGCUACUGAUAUUCCUGGCACGGAAACCGCAAAUCGCGAUCAAAGUUCUGACAAGUCUGUUUGGGCUUGCAAUAAUCGGAAAUUACUUCGUAGCGUACUACUUGGAUCUGAAGUCUAUUCUCUUCAUUGCGCACCCCGAAUUCAUCCGAGCACAAUACAUCGGCGUACCGUCGUUUAACUGGCAGUACGCGGCGGCGUGGGGGAGCCUGCCCGCCUCGCUUCUCGGCCUGCUACUCGCCUUCGUGCACCGCUCCCUUGCCGCGACCGGCUACCAGCUCCAACAGAACAAAUAUUACCGCGUGCUGUACCGCUUGUCUAUACCGAUUAUUAUUCUGUGGAUAAUGUGCGGAUACUUCGUAAGAGACUCGUCUUCGAAGACCAUAGUCGCACUCUACACAGCGAUCGACCGUCCCGUCUACUCCAUCGCCAUGGCCACGGCUAUGCUCGGAUUUUUCUUAAGAGUUGAUCGUAUUUACUGGUACGUGCUGUCUUGGCGAGUAUGGCAGAUCCUUAGCCGAAUGUCGCUGUCCGUGCUCCUCGUGCACUGGUGCUACAACCUGACAUUGCUCGCUAUCAAGACUAAUCUCGCUCGAGUUUCAGUGUUUGAAAUUGGCGGUCAUAUUUUCACUUCAAUCAUUAUGACCUACGUCACGUCUCUGCCACUCUACCUCAUGGUGGAAAUACCAACUCAGAAAGUAUUACAGAUGCUCUAUACUUCAUAGCAUUUGUGUGGAGUUAGAAGUAGUUAUAACUCAACACACUUAUGUAUAUAAACGUAUUACAUAAUAAUAAAUAAAAUAUUAGGUAUAAUAUACACACCAUGAACGACGACUAUAAUAAUAUUUUAAUAAUAAACAAUAUUAUGUAUUGUAGGUAUUAGUGGGUUUUACUAUCACUCUCUAAUGAUUAACUGGGUGAGUGAGCCAGUCUACAGGCAGGCACAAGAGGAGAUACUUAGUUACUAUGGAUCGCAGAGCAAUGAUGUUAUAAGGAGUAGUUUAUAUUAAUUUUUUAUAGUAAAGGUAGGCGGACGAGCAUAUGUGCCACCUGAUGGUUAGUGGUCACCAACGCCCACUGUAAUUUGCAUUAUAAGAAAUGUUAACCAUCGCUUAAAUCGCCAACGCGCCACCAACCUUGGAAAUUAAGAUGUUAUGGCCCUUAUGCCUGUAAUUACACUGGCUCACUCACCCUUCAACCCGGAUUACAACAAUACAAAGUACUGCUGUAAUGCAGUACAAUAUCUGAUGAGUAGGUGGUACCUUCCCAGACGUGCUUGCACAAAGCCCUACCACCAGUAAACAGAGCCCUAUCACCAGUAAAGUAAGUAUUUCUGUUGUCAAUGUAUAUGGGGAUGGCGACCAUUUACCAUUAGGUGACCCAAUUGCCCCUCAUCCUUCCAACCAUCAAUUAUAAUCUAAUCAGUUUUUUUUAAAUUGAUGUAUAUAGUUUGUUUGUAUAUUAAUAGCUAUAUUUUAAAAUUAUUCGAUUACAACAUGAUUUGAUCUUUUCAAAAAUACAGAUGUUUUUAGUGAUUUUGUUAUUGUAUAAUUAUAUAUUUCUACGUCAAACUAAGUAUUUACGUACAUUGCUUAAGAAUAAAUAAACAAAUCAGUACAUCGAAGCACAACAGACAGAAAAAGAGGUGAAGAGCAUCUGAUAAGACCAUGAUAUACAAUGCAACAGUCGACGGUACAAUUUUUUGUUUUUUAUGAAAACAUGAUAGUAUUCAAUAUUUUUUGCUAAAAGUGUUUACGCAUAUUUUUUCUGUUUGUUGACUCGUUUAUGUUUCAAUCAUGUAAUUAACAUAAUAUAAUUAUAUCUAAAAAAUAAUUCGCUACCACAGAGUUCAAAUUAAAUAUUAUAUACAACUAUUUCUUCUGCCCAAAGAUUGCGUGUAGACCGAACAUAUUUUUUGUUACUGUUUUUUCUUUGCAUACAAAGAUGUCAAAAUUAUAAUUACAGAAAUAGUUUAUAUUAUAAUUUUAAAAGAGCAUUUACGAAUUGGAAUUGUGUGGCAAUAUAGACUUGCGUCAUGAUGUAAAUAAUAUGUAUUUGGUUUAAAAGUCUAACAAAUAGUUUUUUUUUAACAAUGUCUAUUGUCUAUUGCAUAAACUUUAUGGGGAUUGAAAAAUCUAUUAAUGGUGAUAUUAUGUAGUAUUGCAUUUGUUCAAGACAAUAUUGAGUGGUUAGGUUAACGUAAUAAUUGAUAUAGUUAUGUUUUUUGUAUUUUUGUAUGUAAUUUUGAAGACAAAAAUUAUAUUUACAGUGUGAUAAAACAUUUACGUGUCUAGUGAAAU
Nymphalis io (European peacock) is the source of this 3435-nucleotide messenger RNA. RefSeq names its product O-acyltransferase like protein-like. The record is from RefSeq and is a predicted model, not a curated record. The coding region runs from base 28 to 1860 and encodes 610 amino acids. Gene Ontology annotation, molecular function: acyltransferase activity, transferring groups other than amino-acyl groups. The transcript is spliced from 12 exons. Lineage: Eukaryota; Metazoa; Arthropoda; Insecta; Lepidoptera; Nymphalidae.